AUGUACCCUCGUUGCGUGCACCUGCAGGCUGAGAACGGCAGGCCUUUGGAGCAGGUCGACACAGAAGCUAUCAAGGCAAAGGUAUGGCUAUCCGUCACAGGCUAUAUUGCUCCAAGGCAUGCUGCUAUAAUAUCCUCUCAGUCUCUGCCUGUAGCUCUGCCUGUAGCUCUGCCUGUUGCUCUGCCUGUUGCUCUGCCUGUUGCUCUGCCUGUUGCUCUGCCUGUUGCUCUGCCUGUUGCUCUGCCUGUUGCUCUGCCUGUAGCUCUGCCUGUUGCUCUGCCUGUUGCUCUGCCUGUAGCUCUGCCUGUUGCUCUGCCUGUUGCUCUGCCUGUUGCUCUGCCUGUUGCUCUGCCUGUUGCUCUGCCUGUUGCUCUGCCUGUUGCUCUGCCUGUUGCUCUGCCUGUUGCUCUGCCUGUUGCUCUGUUACCAUUCAUUCAGCGUUCCAAUUUCGUCCUCCUCCCCUCCGUCCGCCUUCCUCCCCCUCCCGUCUAUCCCCUUAACUCCUCCUACCUUUCUCCCACCAGGCUCGCCUAG
Messenger RNA from Closterium sp. NIES-65, 534 nucleotides. NCBI's taxonomy places the organism in Eukaryota, Viridiplantae, Streptophyta, Zygnematophyceae, Desmidiales, Closteriaceae. The record is from the annotation of a GenBank genome assembly.